Suricata suricatta (meerkat) is the source of this 3792-nucleotide messenger RNA. RefSeq lists its product as uncharacterized. Lineage: Eukaryota; Metazoa; Chordata; Mammalia; Carnivora; Herpestidae. Gene Ontology annotation, molecular function: zinc ion binding; RNA-DNA hybrid ribonuclease activity; nucleic acid binding. Gene Ontology annotation, biological process: virion assembly; proteolysis. The record is from RefSeq and is a predicted model, not a curated record.
AUGGGACAGCAUCAGAGCUCACCCCUUUCCCUCCUUCUAACCAAAUUCAAGGAGGUCCAAGCUCGAGGUUAUAGCUUAAGCUUGGAUAUCCGCAGAUCUAAACUUAUCACCCUUUGCCGAUCUGAGUGGCCUGCUUUCAGGGUCAGAUGGCCCUCAGAAGGCACUUUUAGCCUGCCAAUAAUUACAAAAGUUAGACUCCGGGUACUCCUACCGGGAAAGGAAGGCCACCCAGACCAGGCACCUUAUAUCUUCAUUUGGCAGGACCUUAUCGAGAACCCCCCACCUUGGAUUUCUCCCUUCCUUUCCUCAAAUCCCUAUAAGAUCCUUGCGGCUCGACCUACUAACCCAAUCAGAGCAGUGACACCAACUGCUCCAGUCCUCCCAGACAACCAGGACUUACUAUUAUUAGAUCCGCCCCCAUAUCUUCCCCAACCGGUGGCCCCAAGGCCAGAGCCUGGUCCACAGGCAGAACCUCCACAAGGAGGCCAAGCGCCUGUGGGCCUACAGGUGGGGGCUGAAGGAGGGGCCGAAGGACCGGCAAACCGAACAAGAGGACGAAUUCAGCGGGACACAGCCCCCUGCUCUCCUGACUUCACAGUAGCCCUCCCCUUGCGGGAGAUCAGCCCUCUGGACGAAACCGGUAACCCUCGACUCCAAUAUUGGCCCUUCUAGACUAGUGACCUGUAUAACUGGAAAACCCAAAAUGCCCGUUUCUCUGAUAACCCCAGAGAUCUUAUCGCCCUUCUAGAGAGCAUAAUGUUCACUCAUCAGCCCACCUGGGACGAUUGGCCACAGCAUCUGGGAAUCCUGUUCACCACGGAGGAAAGAGAGGGAAUUCAACUCGCACGAAAAUUGGCUCCUGGAGACAGUGGUCGCCCCACCAUUAACCCUGAUCUUAUUAAUGCAGCCUUUCCCUUGACGCGGCCCGGAUGGGACUAUAACACCGCAGAAGGUAGGGGACGACUGCUCAUAUAUCGCCAGAUUCUAAUGGCGGGUCUCCGGGCUGCAGCACGCAAGCCCACUAAUUUGGCCAAGGUGUACUCAGUAAUACAAGGUAAGACAGAAAGCCCUGCUGUCUUCUUAGAAAGACUAAUGGAAGCCUUUCGGCAGUAUACUCCCAUGGAUCCCGAGGCUCCUGAAAAUCAAGCCGCUGUUGUAAUGUCUUUUGUAAAUCAGGCCGCACCUGAUAUUAAGAAAAAGCUCCAGAAAUUAGAAGAUUUAGAGGGUAAACAGGUUCAAGAUCUACUCCGCAUUGCUCAGAGGGUAUAUAACAAUCGAGACGCCCCUGAGGAAAAACAACUCAAAGCCGCCAGAGAAAUUACUAAAAGUUUAACUACCAUUAUUCAGAAGGAUCAAGGGCUGCCCCUAGAUAAAGACCAAUGUGCUUACUGUAGAGAAAAGGGACACUGGAAGCGAAACUGCCCUAAGAGAAAGCCAGUCUACAAAAGGACAAACUCUUGGCAGCCCAAGGCGGCUCCGGUCUUAUUCACUCAGGAUGAAAAAUAGGGGGGACAGGGUUCGGACCCCCUCCCGGAGCCCAGGGUAACCUUACAAGUGGAGGGGACUCCUAUACAGUUCCUUGUAGACACAGGGGCUCAAUAUUCAGUGCUAACCAAUCCUCACGGAAAAAUUUCUGACAGAUCAGCCUGGGUCCAAGGUGCAACAGGGACUAAAAAAUAUCCUUGGACCACCCAGCGUACUGUGGAUCUGGGAACAGGGAAGGUAACCCAUUCCUUUUUAGUCAUCCCAGACAGUCCCUGCCCACUGCUGGGAAGAGACCUCCUCACUAAAAUGGGGGCACAAAUUCACUUCCAGCCCGGAGGACCUAUAGUGACUAAUUCUCAAGAUCAGCCCAUAUCAGUCCUCACCAUGCAGCUAGAAGAUGAAUAUAGACUCCAUCAAGUUCCGCCUCCCCCGGAACAAAAUAUUGACUUUUGGCUUAGCCAGUACCCAGAGGUCUGGGCAGAAACCGGGGGAAUGGGGUUAGCAAAACAUAGGCCUGCUUUGUUCAUUGAACUCAAGUCAGGAGCCGAUCCUGUGAGAGUUAAACAAUACCCAAUGUCUACAGAAGCUAGACUAGGCAUCACACCGCACAUCCACCGUCUCCUUGAAAUUGGAGUCCUCCGAACUUGCCACUCGGCAUGGAACACCCCCUUAUUGCCGAUACGCAAACCCAACAGCAACGAUUAUCGCCCAGUACAAGACCUAAGAGAGGUCAAUAAACGUGUGAUGGAUAUUCACCCUACUGUGCCCAACCCUUAUACUCUCCUCAGCACCCUCAACCUGAACAAACUGUGGUAUACUGUCCUUGACCUAAAAGAUGCUUUUUUCAGCCUGCCGCUAGCUCCUAAGAGCCAAGAGAUCUUCGCAUUUGAGUGGACAGAUCCUGAACAGGGCAUAAAUGGACAGCUCACAUGGACCCGGCUCCCACAAGGAUUCAAAAAUUCCCCCACGUUAUUUGAUGAGGCUCUCCACGAGGAUCUAAGUGAGUAUCGAAGACUAAACCCGGAGAUGACUCUUUUGCAGUACGUGGACGACCUCCUGAUUGCAGCAGAAACCCAAGAGGCCUGCCUCGAAGGAACCAAAAACCUCCUUCAGACCCUAGGAGACUUAGGAUACCACGCUUCCGCUAAAAAGGCCCAAAUCUACAAAUCAGAGGUAACAUACCUGGGGUACUUAAUAAAGGGAGGACAGAGGUGGCUCACCGAUGCCUGGAAAGAAACAGUCCUCCGCAUUCCACGACCCACUACACCUCGACAGGUGAGAGAAUUUUUGGGGUCAGCAGGAUUUUGUAGACUCUGGAUUCCAGGCUUUGCAGAGAUGGCCAAGCCUCUCUAUGCAGCCACCAAAAACCAGUCACCCUUUAAAUGGUCUGAGGAGACCGAAAAAGCCUUCCAACAGAUAAAGACUGCCCUUCUGUCAGCCCCAGCUCUAGGGUUGCCAGACCUCUCCAAACCCUUCCACCUGUAUGUGGAUGAACAUAAGGGCAUUGCCAAGGCUGUGCUAACCCAACAGCUAGGACCCUGGCCCAGACCGGUGGCCUAUCUCUCAAAAAGACUAGAUCCUGUGGCUGCAGGAUGGCCCCCUUGUCUGCAAAUAAUAGCAGCAACGGCUCUGAUGGUCAAAGACGCAGAUAAACUGUCUCUAGGUCAGGAGCUACAUGUUACUACCCCCCAUGCUAUUGAAGGGGUACUUAAACAGCCUCCUGACAGAUGGAUGAGCAAUGCUCGGAUGGUCCACUACCAAGGACUCCUGUUAAAUCCAACGCGGAUUAUAUACACCCCACCUCGGGCCUUAAACCCAGCAUCACUAUUGCCAGAUCCUGACCUGAGCUCCCCGCUCCAUGACUGUGUUGAUAUCCUAGCACAAGUUCAUGGAACUUGGGAAGACCUGAGGGACCGGCCCUUGCCUGCUGAGUUUACUUGGUUCACCGACGGGAGCAGCUUCGUCCAUCAGGGACAGAGGUACGCAGGGGCAGCUGUAACCACUGAAACUAAAAUAAUUUGGGCAGAGGCUUUACCCCCCGGAACAUCUGCCCAAAAGGCUGAACUAAUUGCCUUAACACAGGCACUAAAGAUGGGGAAAGAUCGGAAAGUAACCAUAUAUACAGACAGCCGAUAUGCCUUCGCUACAGCCCACAUACAUGGGGCAAUAUACCGAGAAAGAGGAUUGCUUACAGCGGAAGGCAAAGAUAUAAAAAAUAAGGACGAGGUGCUGGCCCUACUGAAGGCUAUAUGGGCCCCUAAAAAGUUGGCCAUUGUACACUGCCCAGGGCAUCAAAAAGUGACUGAU